AAGUUGGCGGUAGCCAAUAGGAUCCAAUCUCGGUUAGAGUUAAUGUUACUGAGUCUGAUAGCUACGAGGUUGCGUAUUCCUAUUGCUCCCGCUCACAGCCAUUGCAGUACAUUAAGCUCCAUAGACUUUACAUUGGAAUAUUCAAAAUGGGUAAAGGCGAUCCAAAGAAACCAAGGGGAAAAAUGUCCUCUUAUGCUUACUUUGUGCAGACGUGUAGGGAGGAGCACAAGAAGAAGCAUCCCGAUGCAUCAGUGAACUUUGCUGAAUUCUCAAAGAAAUGUUCAGAACGAUGGAAGACCAUGUCUGCCAAAGAGAAGGUGAAGUUUGAGGACAUGGCAAAGGCUGAUAAGACGCGUUAUGAAAGAGAAAUGAAAAAUUACGUACCGGCAAAAGGGGAAUCCAAAAAGAGGAAGAAGGACCCUAAUGCACCAAAGAGACCUCCGUCUGCUUUCUUUUUGUUCUGCUCUGAACAUCGUCCUAAGAUUAAAUCUGAGCAUCCAGGGUUUUCUAUUGGUGAUGUGGCCAAGAAGUUGGGUGAAAUGUGGAAUAACACUGCAGCUGAAGAUAAACAACCCUUUGAAAAGAAAGCUGCAAAACUGAAGGAAAAGUACGAAAAGGAUGUUGCUGCAUACCGGUCAAAAGGUGGUAAAGGUGAUGCCCCCAGUAAGAAGGCACCAGCGAAGGCAGAGAAGACCAAAAAGAAGGAGGAGGAGGAGGAAGAAGACGAGGAUGAAGAGGAGGAGGAGGAAGAGGAAGAGGAGGAGGAAGAAGAGGAAGAGGAGGAGGAUGAAUAAAUAUCCCAAUACAAACAUUUCUUAAGCAUUUAACCCCACCCUUCCUUGUACACAGUUCACUCCUUUUUAAAUAAUAAAAUCUAAAAUAGUAAGGCUGUGUAUAAAAAGAUUUGUUUUUAAAUUGCACAGUACUUUUUUGUGUAUAGUUAAUGCACUAAGUAAGUGUCUGGAUACAAAGUCCUCUUGUUUUUUUUUUAGUGGUGCUUCAGUUACCACUGACCUUGCCUUGUACAGUAAGGGGGUUGUAAAUUGAUAACGGAAUUUAGCAGGUUCUUUGUGCACAGCACAGAUUAGUUUUAUGUGGGGCCAUAGGCUUCAUGUCUUUGGUUGUCUUGUUUGAUUCAUUGUAUGAAAUAAUUGUUUUGUUAACUGAUAUACCACUCUUGCAAAUGCAGAAUAAGAAGGUUGCAGCUGUUUUUGUUGACAUUCUGAAUGCUUAUGAAGUAAAUACAAUUUUUUUAAUAA
Molecule: messenger RNA, 1259 nt
Organism: Protopterus annectens (West African lungfish)
Lineage: Eukaryota; Metazoa; Chordata; Ceratodontiformes; Protopteridae
Gene: HMGB1
Product: high mobility group box 1
Exons: 5
Coding region: 147-794 (215 amino acids)
Biological process (GO): regulation of transcription by RNA polymerase II
Cellular component (GO): nucleus
Molecular function (GO): DNA binding, bending
Source: RefSeq, a predicted model, not a curated record